This is a messenger RNA of Debaryomyces hansenii CBS767, 3135 nucleotides long. RefSeq names its product Ngs1p (gene NGS1). Lineage: Eukaryota; Fungi; Ascomycota; Pichiomycetes; Serinales; Debaryomycetaceae. The record is from RefSeq and is a predicted model, not a curated record. The coding region runs from base 1 to 3135 and encodes 1044 amino acids. Gene Ontology annotation, molecular function: hydrolase activity, hydrolyzing O-glycosyl compounds. The transcript has a single exon. Gene Ontology annotation, biological process: peptidoglycan turnover; carbohydrate metabolic process.
AUGAGCGAAUCUUCUUCACAGAAAUUUCAUGCUGGUCAGCUUCUAUGUGGGGGAUUCCAAGGAACGAAUGUUACGGCUCAAGCAUAUCACUUGAUUGUUCAACAUCAUGUCUCAGCGAUGAUACUCUCGAAGAAAAAUGCUGUGUCUGUAAAGCAAAUGACAAAAUUAAUAAGAGACUUGCAGUACAUUGCGUACACUCAGGCUAAUUAUAAAUAUCCACUUUUAUUUGCAAUUGAUGAAGAGGGUGGUAUGAUGAACUCAUUGUUUGAUCCGAACUUCCUAAACCAAUUCCCCGGUGCAAUGGCUAUGGCAGCAACAGGUGACGCUGAUUUAGUUUACAAAAUCCUGAAGGCGAUAGCUAUUGAAUUAAAACAUAUUGGAUUCCUGAUAAUUUUGGGACCUGUGUUGGAUGUAGUGACAAAACUAUCUCAUCAAUUAGUUGGGGUAAGAAGUUUCGGUACCACCGUUGAGGAUGUCACUAAAUAUGGUAAGGCUUGUGCUAGGGGCUUGAAAGAUGGAGGUUUGAUCACUGUUGGCAAGCAUUUUCCAGGAAUCGGAAAUGCGAGUGUUGAUUCUUUAUUAGAAUUACCUAUGAUGGCAGACUCAUUGGACCAAAUUAAACAUUUUAACAGUGUUCCCUUUGCUGAAUUAAUUAAAGAGAAGUUACUAGAUGGUAUCAGUGCUGCAGGUUGUGGGGUUCCCACUAUAAGUCCCGAUGAAACACAUGCUUGUUUGUCGCCAAUUGUAAUAAACCAAUUAUUGAGACAAGACUUGGGAUUUGACGGUAUGGUAAUAAGUGAAUGUUUGGAAAUGGAUGCGCUAUACCAUUCAAUUGGACUUGGUCAAGGUGUUAUCUUAGCUCUCUAUGCUGGAUGUGAUUUAGUGAUGGUCUGUCAUGAUAAAACUUUACAAGAUGAAGCGGUCGAAUCGAUAGAUAAAGCGUUAGCCAAUGGUAACCUUGAUGAUGAAAUUAUAUCAUCAUGCUUGAGAAGAAUUGAGAAACUCCAAAAAAAAUUACCUAGCUGGAAUGAGUUGUUUCCAAGGGGAGAAGACUCUGCUAAAGAAGAUGAAUUGCCAUUGUUUAAGGACAAAUAUCAUGAAAUGUGGAAACAGCAUCAAUCUUUAUCCCAAAUGGCAUAUAGAAAAUCAAUUACCUUGGUUAGAGACUAUACGGGCACUUUACCAAUUACAAAAAUCUUUGAAAGCUUACCACAGUCUUCAAUUGCAGAAGAUAAUACGAAUAAUAUUUUGCUUUUAACUCCUUUGUUAAACCCUAUAUAUCCUAGAAGUCAUGGUGAGAAUGGUGAGCCACAAUUGUAUACGGGGGAAGAAGUAUUUCAAAAAUUCGGUGAUUUUCUAUCUAGUCAUUCCAAAAAUUUAAAGUCUAAAAAUCCUUAUAGCGUGCUACACACAACAUAUACAGCGAAUGGUCUUACUGCAUUGCAUGAAUCCUUGAUUGAAAAUUCAAAAGCUGUUAUUGUGUUAACAUCAGAAGCGUCUCGAAAUAUGUAUCAAAUUGGGAUUGUUAAAUAUAUUUCUAUAUUAUGUGGUGCGAAUCCUUCGUCUUUCAACAAUACCGCCUCGUCUCAUUCUCAGUUGGCAAAACCAUUGAUAAUUGUUGCUACUCUGUCACCGUAUGACUUCUUUUAUAACAAAAGUAUCGGAAGUGCAUAUUUAUGUUGUUAUGAUUAUACAAAUAAUGUUUUGAAAGAAUUGGCUGGUGUAUUAAUGGGUGAUAUCCAAGCAGAAGGCUGUAUUCCUGGAGAAAAGAAAUUUGUUGGAAAACUGAGAAAAAGAAAGUCAAUUGAUUCACAAAAUACUGGAGAAAAGCAUAACCAACUAAAAGAACGAAGAAGUUCUCAACCUAAGCGUAGAUGGUUAGUGGAUGAAUUUGAUUUGAAACGUGACUGGGCUGGUUUGAUUAAUAUAUGGAAGAGUAAUACUGAUUCAAGUUCAAACGUUGACGACCUUACUGUCAAUGUAUCAAAUAAUCAAUCUGGAGAAAUAACGUACCAAGAUGAAUCCUUUUACAAAAAAAUGUAUCAGUUGCUAUCUACUACCGCUAAUACUCAGAAACAUUUUGUAAUUAGAAAUUCAUCCUUAAAUAUUCUAUACGGUUUUGUUUUAACAUGGGUUGAUGAUAGCCAAGGAGUUCCUUUGGAUGGCGAUCUAACUAAGCUGGAUAAUAUUCAAAAAAAGACUGGCUCAAUCAUGUAUUUAUUGGUGGAUAAAUCAAAACGAUUACAGAGUAUCGGAAAGAAUUUGCAUGCUAGAGCGAUAAGAUAUUUAACGAAAGAACAAAAAUGCACCAGCCUCACAUUAGGUUGCUCGUUUCCGUUAUUAGUCUUGCCAAAAAAUUCUAAUUUAUUAACAAAUAAUAAGGUAGUCUCAUUUAUGAAUAACGUUGGGUGGGACGUGUCUAACGAUUAUUCUAAGAAACAUAUUAUGGUGUUGUACGAUUUGAACAAUUGGCUGGUUCCCAAGAAAAUUUUUAGAGAGUUGACAAUAGUGGGUGUAAGAUUUGAUGUUUGUACUGAUCCACAAAAAUUGAUGAAUUUAAUACAUAGCAGUAUCCUGCAACAUGAUAAACUGGUGAAAAAUUCUAUAAGGCUGGGAACACGCAUGAGGGAAGACAAAGAUAACACGAAGGAAGUAUAUAUAGAGGCAAUUAAAUAUUUGACUAACAGCCCGUCAUAUGGAGUGAAAAUAAUUAUUGCUUUAGAGCCAACCAACCAAAAUAUUAUUGGAAGUAUAAUAUUGUUUACCAAUAAGUCACAAAUGUCUAAAUUUUAUCCGUUCUUAGAAGAAUGCUUGAAAGAUUCGAAGACACUAGAAAACCUGAACCUGCAAGAUCCAUUAAUUGGAGGUAUAAUGGCUCCAGUUAUAGAUCCGUCUUACUCGAAUUUGACAGAAAUUAUUAAUUUUGGGCUUAUAUGUAGUGCAAUAACGUUCGCAAAAACUGGAUUUAAUGAUAAUGAUCAAAAUCAAAUGAAUAAAUGUGUUAUGAUGGGUAUAAACGAUGAUAAUUUGGGAAAUAUCAGUGGGAUCAAAGAAAUAGGCUUUGAGGAGUGGAAAUAUUUCUAUGAUUUUUACGACGCUAAAAAUGAUGUUGAAAAAUCAUUCCUAGGAGAAUAA